Dermacentor silvarum is the source of this 1751-nucleotide messenger RNA. Its product is annotated as nicotinate-nucleotide pyrophosphorylase [carboxylating]. Gene Ontology annotation, molecular function: nicotinate-nucleotide diphosphorylase (carboxylating) activity. The coding region runs from base 508 to 1377 and encodes 289 amino acids. Gene Ontology annotation, biological process: NAD+ biosynthetic process; quinolinate catabolic process. The record is from RefSeq and is a predicted model, not a curated record. The transcript is spliced from 5 exons. Gene Ontology annotation, cellular component: cytoplasm. Lineage: Eukaryota; Metazoa; Arthropoda; Arachnida; Ixodida; Ixodidae.
GGUCGUGCGAGCUCAAACGGGGCCCCGCACCCGAUCAAAGAGCGGAAGCGCCCAAUGAGCAGCGCCGGAAGUGAGAGCGGAAACAACACUAAAGCCCGCACGCCCCCUUUAGCUCUCCCACAUGCGUGUUCUGUUUCACGCCUUUCACACGUCCAACUUCCAUCAGACUCCUCAUUCUGCAGCGCGCCCGGACACCCACGGUCGUCUCCCAUUUUUGCCACGUUCCUCUCUGUCAGACGUCACUUCUCCGCUGCGCUCGCUGCAAGCUGAGGUCAACGAGAGAGCGAAAAAGACUACAGGACGAAUAGAUAGCUGGUCGGGAGCGAAGCGUCGGACGCUUUUCUUCGAGUAUCCAAGGCUUCCUCCGGUGUGAAACUCGGGCGAUUUAUUUCUUUCGUCCCUUUAUCAUCCUAUCAGGGAGAACAAGACGUUCUAGCAGCGGCGGCAUAUCUUCGCCCCUUUUCAGAAGAGAGACCACACCAUCUCGACAGCGUAUACACGGGGACAAUGGCGGCGUCUCUGCUCAACCCUGCGGUGCUUCAGGACCUGGCGCUGAGCUGGCUUCGCGAGGACCAGCCCAGCCUCGACGUGGGCCUGUACGUGGUGGGCGAUGCCGACUGCACCGCCUACCUGUGGUGCAAGAGCCCCGGCGUGCUGGCCGGCGUGCCGUUCGCCAACGCCGUCCUCUCGCAGCUGGACUGCGACGUCAAGUGGCUCCGCAACGAAGGCGAGUGGCUGCACCCCGUCGCCAAGGUGGCCGAGGUGACCGGCCAGGCGCGGCGUGUGCUGCUCGCCGAGCGCGUGGUGCUCAACUGCCUGGCGCGCGCCAGCGGAGUGGCGUCGGCUGCGCGGCGAAUGCGCGAAGUGCUCAACGGCAUGCACUGGGACGGCGUUCUUGCUGGCACGCGCAAGACCACGCCCGGGUUCCGCCUGGUCGAGAAGUACGCCCUGCUGGUCGGUGGAGCCGACACGCACCGCUACGACGUCGGGUCCAUGAUCAUGCUCAAGGACAACCACCUCACCUCCGUCGGGUCCAUCGAGAAGGCUGUCCGCAUCGCCAAGAAGAUGGGCGGCUUCACCCGUAAGGUCGAGGUCGAGUGCCGCUCCGUCGAGGAAGCCCAGCAAGCCGCCAGGGCGGGAGGUGACAUCAUCAUGCUCGACAACUUUGAGGCGAAGGACUUGUCACAGGCGGCGCAGAAGCUGAAGACCGAGUUUCCGGGCGUGCUGAUCGAGGCCUCGGGAGGCAUCACCCCCGAGAAUGUGACCCAGUACGCUGUGCCGGGCAUCGACAUCAUCUCCUCGAGCUUGCUCAUCCAAGGUUACCCCACGGUCGACUUCUCGCUCAAACUGCAGCCGCCGAAGAAGCCCGAGUGCUAACAAGUCGCUGGCGCGGAUUGAGAAAGACGAUCGCGUAAUAUCCUCGCCUGCGCGUGUUCACCGCCUCUUGGAACACCAGUGCUGCGCAAAACAACACGAGAACACGCGACGACCACGUGAGCGCACACGUAGACGGCGCUGUGUUCGUGUGUUAUUCUUGCGUCCCCGUAUUGCUUGCGGUAAACUAGUAUUCCAAGAUGUAGUACUAACAUGCCGGCACUGCGACGCUGGCGGUCACCUUUCUUCGUCCGUAAAAUGCUAGUGCAUAAUGACGAGCUUCUCGCUAUGGAUUUUCGCGAACGACUGUGCCAUAGAGUCUGUAAACGAGAGAUUUCAAUUUUAUUUUUAUCAAAUAAAACUUUAGUAUAUUUGCA